AUGGAACAUUACAAAAGGAUGCAAUGUUGGGUUAUUGUGAAGAGAAUGAUUGAAGGGAGAGACGGUUGGGCAUUGAAAGAAUCUCUUGAUCUCAAAUUUUUGAAGGGUUUGGAGAAGAACAAAUCAAAGGUACAGAAAGCAAUUGGUUUGAAAGAUAUUGAAGCCAAGUUGAAAUCAUAUUCAACUCCAGAUGAAUUUGCAAAGGAUAUGAGAUUUGUUUUCUCUCAAGGAUUGCUUUACCAUCCAAGGCAUAUUGUUCACAGAAUUGCUACGAAAUUUAGUGAAACUUUUGAGAAUAAAUGGAAAAGUUUGAAUGAAGAAUGGACAAUUGAAGAAAGGAAAGUGAAAAGGAUUCAUAAGAGGAAGAGGGAACAAGCUGUUUAUGAUAAUGAGAGGAAAUGUCUCAGUUUGCAACCCAAAAGCUCACAACUUUGUGCAACAUACUGA
Molecule: messenger RNA, 447 nt
Organism: Trifolium pratense (red clover)
Lineage: Eukaryota; Viridiplantae; Streptophyta; Magnoliopsida; Fabales; Fabaceae
Product: transcription factor GTE5, chloroplastic-like
Exons: 1
Coding region: 1-447 (148 amino acids)
Molecular function (GO): protein binding
Source: RefSeq, a predicted model, not a curated record